Phytophthora sojae is the source of this 2825-nucleotide messenger RNA. RefSeq lists its product as hypothetical. Lineage: Eukaryota; Oomycota; Peronosporomycetes; Peronosporales; Peronosporaceae. Gene Ontology annotation, biological process: L-homoserine biosynthetic process; aspartate family amino acid biosynthetic process. The record is from RefSeq and is a predicted model, not a curated record. Gene Ontology annotation, molecular function: aspartate kinase activity; homoserine dehydrogenase activity. The coding region runs from base 29 to 2716 and encodes 895 amino acids. The transcript has a single exon.
GGACCGCAGGUGGAUCCCUCUCGCGACAAUGGCAGACAAGUUCGUGGUGCACAAGUUCGGCGGCACGUCCGUGGGCAGCGCCGACUGCUUCGCCAAGGUGGCGGACAUCGUGUCGGCGGUGGAGGCCCCGCGCGUGGCCGUGGUGGUGUCGGCCAUCGGCGGCAAGCCCAAGGUCACGGACCUGCUCAUCUCGCUGCUGGAGCUGGCCAAGCAGCGCCGCACGGCCGAGUGCGACGAGAUCCUGGCCACGCUGCGCAAGAAGCACCACGACGUGGUGAGCACGCUGCUGCCGCCCGAGGUGGGCGAGCCCAUCGAGAAGGCCAUCGAGCGCGACCUGCAGUCGGUCUCGGAGCUGCUGCGCUCGAUCUCCAUCAUGCAGGCCUACAACGAGAACGUGGUGGAGUUCAUCUCCGGCCACGGCGAGAUCUGGUCGGCCAAGAUCCUCACGGCCGUUCUGAGCGAGAAAAUGCAGAGCGACGGCAAGAAGCACCGCUUCCGCUUCGUGGACGCCCGCGACUUCUUGACGGUCGAGCCGGACAACGAGCACGGACCGGUGGUGCAGUACGAGCUGUCCACGCAGAAGAUGCAGGAGAUCCUCAAGAGCGGCGAGGACGGCGAGCUCACGCACCUGGUCGUCACGGGCUUCAUCUGCAGCACGACCGAGGGCGUCAUGACCACGCUCAAGCGCGACGGCAGUGACUUCACCGCCUCUAUCUGUGGCCGUGUGUUGCACGCCAGCAGCGUGACGAUUUGGACGGACGUGAGCGGUGUGCUGAGCGCUGACCCACGCCGCGUGCCCGAGUCGCAGAUCCUGCCGGAGAUCUCCUACCAGGAGGCCAUGGAGCUCGCGUACUUCGGUGCGAAGGUGAUCCACCCGAAGACCAUGGCGCCUGCUAUUGUGGAGGACAUCCCGAUCUAUAUCCGUAAUACGUUUGAGCCGGAGCACCCGGGCACGAAGAUUUCGCACCACAAGAAGGUGGAGCUCAAGCGCACGCUAUCGAACGGUGCCCCCACGGCGCGCAACAUCGUCAGCGGCUUCUCCACUGUGGAUGACCUCGCGCUGUUCAACAUCGAAGGCAGCGGCAUGGUCGGCGUGCACGGCACGUCUUCGCGGCUAUUCAGCGCGCUGGACCGCGUCAAGGUGAACGUAGUCCUCAUUGCCCAGGCCAGCUCAGAGCACUCGAUCUGUUUCGCCGUGCCCAUGGACUGUGCUGAGAUCGCCAAGGACGUGAUCAACGAGACGUUCUUCAAGGAGAUCCACGUCGGACACAUCGACAAGGCCGAGUACAUUGCGCCGAUCAGUAUCAUUGCGGCUGUCGGUGACCAAAUGAACCAGACUCCUGGCGUGUGCGCUCGCUUCUUCGGCGCUCUGGGCCGUGCCAAGAUCAACGUGCUGGCCAUUUCUCAGGGAUCGUCGGAGCGCAACAUUUCGGCUGUGGUGCGCUAUGAGGACUCGGCCGCUGCACUGCGUGCCGUGCACUCGUCGUUCUUCCUGUCGGACCAGACCCUUUCCAUCGGCCUGAUGGGCCUUGAGUUCGGCGAGGACGAGACCAACAGCAUCGGUGUUGCUCUGCUGAAGCAGUACCACCAGCAGCGCGAGUUCCUGAAGCAGCGCUUCAACGUCGACAUUCGUGUGCGCGCUAUCGGCACCCACAUUACCUCGAAGAUGCUGCUGGACUUCGAAGGCGACAUUACGGAGGAGGCCCUCGCGGCGCGCAAGGACGAGUUCGUGCCCUUCGACCGGGAUCAGUUCCUCAACCACGUGUGCGCCGACCACCUUCCGCACUGGCUCAUCAUCGAUGUCUCUAACAGCUCGCACCACGUGAAGGACCUGUACCCGCAGUGGCUAGCCCGCAAGGUGCACGUCAUGACGUCCAACAUCAACGUCUCGUCGGCCUCGACGGAGCAGCACAACGCUAUGCAGCAGUUGGCAGUCGAGAACGAGCUCACGUACGACCCGGAGGCUACGCUUGCCAUCGGUGUGCCCAUUUUCAACACGAUUCAGAACUUCAUCCAGACCGGUGACGACAUCCAGCGGGUGGAGUACUCGGGUAGCCGCUUCUUGCACGCCGUGUUCGACACCGUGUUCGCUCUUGAUGAGCCGGCCAAGGCUGACCUGGGAGCUAUCAUGAAGGACCUCAUGGAGCAGUACAAGAACGAGUUCAGCGUGCGCGACAUCGUGGACGACGUCAUGGGCGUGCGUAGCGCCAAGAAGGCCAUCAUGAUCGCCCGCGAGAUGGGCUUCGACAUCGACAUGAAGGACGCCGACAUCGAGAGCCCGUGGGAGGCGAGCGCUACGGUGGCGGGAAGCCAGGACGAGGUCGGCACCUGGAGCUACGACUUCUUGCUGGAGCACCUCGUGAAGGCGAGCGAGCCGUUGAAGCAGCAGAUCGCCAAGGCGGCGGCUGACCCGAAGCAGGCCCUGCGUCUGCGCCAGAUGACCUACAUCGACGCGAUCACUGGCAAGAUCUCUGUGCGGGUGGAGGCCCUGGCGCCGACGCACUCGUUUGCGUCGCUCAAGGGCCGCCAGGGUGGCUUUGGCUUCUACACGCUGCGGCAUUCGCUGCACCCCGUGGUGGUCACGGGCCCCAUCGCAGACUGCUCGAUCACGGCGGGGUCGCUCUUCGGCAGCACACUGUUCCUGGCCCGGAAUUGCGGCGCACGCGCCCACAACUGCGGCCACAAGCCGUGCAAGCCUUCACUAAACAAGAAGUAGGCGAGCGCUGAGUGACGAGGCUAGAACCUCGGAGCUGUUAGGUAUGCACAUGAGCGUCAGUACAUAGAGAACCAUAACGUCAAGAAGUGCCAUGUUCAUCAACCUCUUC